AUGGGAGAUAUCAGUGAUAAUAAUAUUGGUGAUAACGGCAGUGUUAAAGAGGAUAUUAGUGAUCACGGCAGUGUUAAUGGGGAUUUUAGUAAUCAUGGCAGUGUUAAUGGGGAUAUUGGCGAUCACGGCAGUGUUAAUGGGUAUAUUGAUGAUCGUGGUGGUGUUAAUGGGCAGAAUGGUGAUCACGGUGGUGUUAAGGGGCAGAAUGGUGAUCACAGUGGUAUUAAUGGGUAUGGUGGUAAUUUUGGCAGUUACAAUGGUGUUACUGGUGGUUAUAAUGGUGAUAUUGGGGAUACUACUGGGAAUAUUGGCAGUAAUAAUAAUGGUGGUAUGGUUAAUAAUAGUGGUGAUACUGGUACUAACAUUGGGAUUAUGGUUGAUGGAAUGGGGGUUACUUAUAUAUAUAAGGGUGAUAUUCAUGAGGAUGCUAUGUAUAAUGACCACAAAUAUAAAGUGGUUUUAUCAGAGGAUGUUGUGCUAAAUCCAGGCAUGAGGAAUAUGGUGAAAGUCAAGCUGAGGGAAGUGAAAAUGCCUAUGUAA
This is a messenger RNA of Macrobrachium nipponense, 540 nucleotides long. RefSeq names its product nacrein-like protein F. Bases 1 to 540 code for a protein of 179 amino acids. The record is from RefSeq and is a predicted model, not a curated record. NCBI's taxonomy places the organism in Eukaryota, Metazoa, Arthropoda, Malacostraca, Decapoda, Palaemonidae. The transcript has a single exon.